CAGGAGGGGUGGAGGCGAUGCCGCUAGUGGGCCAUGGCGCGGGGAAGCGCGGAGGACGUGGCGCCAUGGGUGUAGCAUCUGUCAUCCUGAUUGUUGCUGUAGUUAGCAAAUCUGCAAUCUUCAUGGGGCUUGCAUCUUCUGCAGACAGUCUGCUUGCAAGACAGGACCCGAGGUUUGGAGGCAUGGAUGGUUUGGGGGUUUUGGCACGAGGAAGAAGGGAGGGCGAUCGGAUGCAGAAACUCACAUCAGUGGAAGCUCAGGUUUCUCCCUUGUUCCCCAGACCACUUCAUUCUGCGCGAAGCUCGUUCUUUUCGGACCCUGCUGCAGAUGGAGUACUCGCUAGCCUUCCUUCACACCGUCACCCCAACAUGUUGGGCAGGAUGGAUGAGCGAUACGCUACAGCAAGUCCAAUCCAAUAUGAUAUGAACCAAGGAAGUGAACAAGCUGAGGGCGCACUUGCGAGGUCUCCCAGCCAUGGCGCUGCAGUGUAUGGGUCUCUCAGUGUGAAGUUCAAAUCUGAUCUCAGCAAUGCGCGCGGAGCAUUGGCCUCUCCGAGAUUCAAGAACAGUUUUGCAUGGGCCACGCCAGCACACGACGAUGGCUGGUCAGUUAGCUACAAGAGUGAUGGAUGGAACAAGGAGCCUUCUGACAAAAGUUGGGACGUGGCUGGCUCGGAUGC
Messenger RNA from Guillardia theta CCMP2712, 679 nucleotides. RefSeq lists its product as hypothetical. The annotation marks the transcript as partial. The record is from RefSeq and is a predicted model, not a curated record. NCBI's taxonomy places the organism in Eukaryota, Cryptophyceae, Pyrenomonadales, Geminigeraceae. The transcript has a single exon.